ACUGGUACUGUACAGCGGUUGAACGUGCAUCUCCAUGGUAACAAUAUGACGUGGAAAGUGACAGCAUCUUUGAAGGCUCCUAGUGGCAACAAGAGUAUUUCUGUUGCCACUAAAACAGUUCCUGGCAAUUCCUAUUCUACAAUUGAUAUAAAGGUUCCACAAAAUGUAACUGUCAAAGAUAACACCAAGAUCAAGCUACAGGUUCACGGUGUUUCACAAGACGGCAAACAUCAAUUCAAGAAAGAACAACAGUUGUUUCUCGAGAAAACGGAAAACAAAGAAGCUUUCUUCAUUCAGACAGACAAAUCCACCUACAAUCCAGGACAGACAGUUCGAAUAAGAGUAAUUGGAGUAAAACAUGAUUUAAAACCGUUGGAARGAAAGGUCAAGCGAGUCUUCAUAUUGAAUCCAAAUGGAGUACGCAUGGCUCAGUGGGAUGACGUCGACUUCAAAAACGGUAUUGCUAAUGUUGAGAUGCCUCUUUCCAAACAACCUGUGCUUGGUAAAUGGAUCAUUGUAGCGAGCUACCGAUUAACUGCAAAGCAAACUCCAGGGACUUCUGCUCACACGUACAAGGUUUGUAAACCGAGAAAUUUGCAUACUCUUAGUUUCAACAUUUAUAUGUAA
This is a messenger RNA of Exaiptasia diaphana, 627 nucleotides long. RefSeq names its product alpha-2-macroglobulin-like. Gene Ontology annotation, molecular function: endopeptidase inhibitor activity. The record is from RefSeq and is a predicted model, not a curated record. The transcript has 7 exons. NCBI's taxonomy places the organism in Eukaryota, Metazoa, Cnidaria, Anthozoa, Actiniaria, Aiptasiidae. Bases 46 to 627 code for a protein of 193 amino acids.